Messenger RNA from Trichomonas vaginalis G3, 999 nucleotides. RefSeq lists its product as uncharacterized. The transcript has a single exon. The coding region runs from base 1 to 999 and encodes 332 amino acids. NCBI's taxonomy places the organism in Eukaryota, Parabasalia, Trichomonadida, Trichomonadidae. The record is from RefSeq and is a predicted model, not a curated record.
AUGUACCGGCAGACAAUCAGUAACAUAUCAUUUUUCAAUUAUCCUCUGACUAUAAAGGCGAUUCCUCCUAUAAAGAGUUACUCAAAACUGUCAGUUUGGUGUGGUUUAGCUUCUUUCAAAGAUGAAAUCAACAUUUCUUUUGCGAAAGACUACAAUAUUGGUUACUCGUUUACACAGUGUCCUAACAUAACAGUCGAAUUAAACCAUAUUCAAGAGAAUACGAGUUUAUGGCUGCAAGUUAAUGUUUUAGAAACAUCUAUGAUCCUUGAAAUUGCACAAUAUAUACUAUUUUGUACAUUACUAUUGACAUUUAUUCUAUUUUAUAUCAAACGAAAAGCAGCUUCUACACAAAGAUCAACAAUUGUUAUUAUUCUUUCAUCUUUAUUCAUGAUGGAUCCAUUUUCAUGCUUUACACAAUUAAUCAGCUUCCCCGAAGUCAUUAAUCGAUACUUUUCAUUAUUUGGCCUCUUUAGGAUGUCAUCUGAACUAUUUGCUGAAUAUUCUCCACUAGUAAGACAGAAUCAGAAAUUUUACAAAAUCAUGUGUCUAAUUCCAUCAUUAUUUUUGAUAAUUAUUUUUAAUCUUCCUUAUGAUCUUUAUUCAAAUCCAAUGAUUACGUUAUUUGGUAAUUUGAUAGGUUUAAUAGUUCCAGGAUUAGCAGUAAGCUUUUUGUUCAUGGCAGGAAACACAACAGGCAAAUUUGCCUUAAUUAUUCAGAUUAUGUCAGGCUCUCUGGUUGUUUCUGCCGAAUAUUAUAUUACAUUUUAUUGUUUUACUGAUACAUUUUAUGAUUCAUCUUUUUUGAUUCGAUUAUUUGAGUAUUCAAUGAUUUCUUCAUACGCUUUCUUCCAAACCAUUAUUAAGUCAGGAGAAAUGAUCGAAGAAGAGGCCAUGAGUCAUUUACCUCAUAGUAAUGUUAGACGCUAUGAUAAAAUCGAUGAAAUCUUAAAUGAUUUAGUUGCUGAAGACGAAGUCGUUAAAUUCGAAGAAGAAAUGUGA